This is a messenger RNA of Leptopilina heterotoma, 1432 nucleotides long. RefSeq lists its product as uncharacterized. NCBI's taxonomy places the organism in Eukaryota, Metazoa, Arthropoda, Insecta, Hymenoptera, Figitidae. The transcript has 2 exons. Bases 208 to 1266 code for a protein of 352 amino acids. The record is from RefSeq and is a predicted model, not a curated record.
AUAUUUUAAAAAAAAUCAUGUUCACUUUUACAUUUUAGAUAACUUUUCACCAUUGCAAGUGUAGAUUCUAUUUGGAAUUUUCGUCAGAAAUUACGCUUUAGUAUAAAAAUUUCUACCCACUGAAAAGAUUCUCUCGUUUGAGGAUUCAGCUGAAAAGAAUAAUUUUACAAAAUUAUAUUGAAAAAUUGAAAGAAUUCUUCGAUCACCAUGAAUACUAUUAUUGCCUUUGGAAGAAUUAUCGGAAUUUCAAUAUUGGUGUCAACAUUGCCAUUAUUAGAUGCAAUAAGGAUGUCAGCAGAAGAGCGAGAAUCUGAGUUUGGAAAAUUGGAAGAAAUAAGAAAAAUUGUGACAGAUUUGCAUUUUCCUUUAGAUGGAAAUGAAGCAAGACCCAUUUUAAGUGAAUAUAUUUUAAGCAUCGAGGAAAUGGAGCCAUUUACUGAGUAUUUACAUAAUACAGGAAAUCCACCCGAAUGGAGCAUUGCUAGAAAACUUAAAAAUUACGAAAAUUACAAGUUUUUGAAAUAUGAUGCUCAUCUUCAAUCACUACCUUUCAGUGUAUCAUCAGCAAAUGAAAUUAUUAUGGAACUUGAAUCAAAUGUCUUUGAAAAUUCACCUAGAAUUCCGAACGAUAUAGCAUACGAUAUUUAUAUGGAAAAAAAUCUUUAUGAACUACUUACAUUUGAAGAUUAUUAUGCAAUAAUGGUUUAUCUACAAGACGAAUCGCAAAUUAAUUUUGAAAAUCUAGCAGCUUUGAGAAUGAAAAGAGCAUUGUACAGUUUGGCUAUUCGACAGUAUAAUCCUAAUUUUAUACCGAGUUAUAUUUUGAAUUUGGAGCCUUGUUUUUUUAAAGAAAAAAGAACAGAAAGGUUUGCUUAUAGCAUUCACGUUGGAUAUAAAUUUGAAAAGUCAACUUUUAGCAUUUGCAACAGCAAAUUUAAAGAAUCAUACUCAUAUUCUUCUGAAUAUAAAAUUGACAAAUCGUUCUUCUGGAUGCACUACGGAGCAAUAAUUACGGAUCCUGCGGUAGUAGUAAGUUUGGAAGAGAUACUGGAUAAUUAUAAUGGACAUCUGUAUGUAUUACUUCCUGAAGUAAAACUUCAAGUUAUGGAUUAUUCAAAAUAUUGGAUUAAUAAAUACGGCAAAAUUGUAAAUGUAAAAGUAAUAACAGAAAACAUUGUGGACAGAUCUAGUUGGCUAACUGCAGUGGCAAAUCAAAUUGAGGAAUACAAAGAGAUAGAAAGGGCACACUUUGUCAACGAAGACUAGCGUCGUAACAUCCUUUUAAAGAAAUUGCUUCAAGAUUUUUAAUUAAAAAUGCAUAAUGAAUUCUGUGAAAAUUUUUCUCAUUUAUACUUUAUUCGAAAUUUAUUUUCUGUAUCAGUUAUACUUUAUAGGCAGUAGUGAAAUAAAAAAAUUUAUUUUGUUUCUUACU